AUGGCGAUCGAUGUGAAGAAAGAUGAUGGGGUCGCGCGGUCGCCCACCACUCCUACCCCGACGAAGGCCACCUUUGGCCAACGACCAUUACCAACAUCCCCAUUCCCACAAGCGGUCCAAAUUCCCGAGAGUAUCGAAGAAAAGCAAACACCGAAGCAGACCCCCAAACAAAUUCCCAAGCGAGAAAAUUCGCAACAUUCAAGAAAAUCUCGAGGAGGUUCAGAAGACGUUGAUAUGGAUGAUUCGGAUGGAGAGACUCACGGCGAUGAUGGAUCAGAUGAUGAUAGCGUAAAUGGGGAUGGAUCGAAGUCAAAUAAGAAAAAGAAAUCGCAACGUUUUUACUGCACGGACUAUCCGCCCUGUAAUCUGAGUUUUACGAGAAGCGAACAUUUGGCAAGACAUAUACGGAAACAUACCGGAGAACGCCCGUUCCAAUGUCAUUGCUCAAGACGAUUUUCGCGACUGGACAAUUUGCGACAGCACGCACAGACCGUGCAUGUUAACGAAGACAUUCCGAUCGAUUCUCUCGCAGCUACAGGUACAAGAUUCCAAAGACAGAUCCGAACCGAUCGAGUGCGCCAACCCGGAAGGGCACGGGCUUCUACAGCGGGAAGCAUGGGUACUCCAACUCGUGGCCAUGCGAAAUCCCUGUCUACUUCAAGCAUUAGCUCUGUUGGUUCCAACUUCAGCACUCGUGAGGAUGUACGCCGGCGCCCGCCUCCCUUAGUUAUGGCAGAUCCGAGGUCUCGGCUUUCUAUCGAGACAUAUCACCAUACCCCCCCUGAAAAUGCAUAUUCGUACCGGCCGCCAUCUCCAAGUGACUUUAGCACACCCACGUCCGCAACCUUCUCAACUGGCCAGAAUAGUCCUAGAUGGGGAUCCGCUAUCGCAUCGCCGAGUUCUUCGCACCAACGUCCGCAAAGCAUGUAUGCGGCAGGCCACCGAACCCCAGGCAGACGGUUGAGCGUUCCCUCUGGCGGUGGAAUACCUUUUCAGUCUCCCCAUGGAGCCACCUUAGGUCGACCUCUCUUUGGUCAGGGGCCGGUUAAUACUUCAAAUCCUGGUGCCUUCUCGCCAUCCAGUAGCGUAAUAGGAUCACCGACGUCCUCUGUAUUUUCUUCCAGGCGCGAAUCCACAUCACAGACCGAGGAUUGGCGCCGUCGCACAUGGCAUCCUGACUCAACCAAUUUCAGUAGCAGCCGCUUAAGCAAUAUGAUGACUCCGUCCCAAUUGCAGAGUCCAACAGCAACCCCUUUACCUUUGGCUACCCCGCAACAGCAGCCAACUACACUUCGACUCCCUGGAAUAGAGUCGUUCGGUCCUAUUCCGCACCGUCCUGCAUCACCCCCGAGGCGAAAUCCCUCUCCCAUGAUCGUUGAUUCCGAAGUUUCUCACCCGCCAGCGCUGCUUCCUGCUGCUCAUUCUGGAGACUCGGAUGAAAGGCGCAAUACUGCCAACUGGGACAUGGGUUUGCAUCGAGGCUUGACUCGACUUGAUAUUACUUCUAACAACCCACCGCCCCAGGAGACUACCAGUGCUUGGACUCGUGAAGUACAUCAACCCGUUGAGGCCGAGCCAGAACGAAUGAGAAUCAACCCUCCGACUGUACGAUUCAAUGAACCCAUCGUUGUCGAAAGCCGGCCACCCGGCCCAGCAAGUCUUCCAAGGACGUUCCACCAACACACGAUGUCAGCGCCGUCGACUUCGAGGGAAGGGAAACGACGAGGAUGGUAUAAUGGCCCUGUAACUGUGCAUGCCGAUGCGCCUCCCGAGAAGAUGGCGCGGGUAGAACGCAUGGUACACCCAAACAUUAACGAGUUCCCCGGGUUCCCGGUGAGAGAGAAUGUUGUGAACCCCCCGCCGAGAGAUAACAAUCCAGGGGAGCGAGACAACAUGCUCCGCUUACAGGCUUUAGUAGCGGUCGCUACAAGUGAAGGAAACGCGACAACCGCAUAUUAA
Messenger RNA from Hypoxylon trugodes, 1959 nucleotides. RefSeq lists its product as uncharacterized. Gene Ontology annotation, molecular function: RNA polymerase II cis-regulatory region sequence-specific DNA binding; DNA-binding transcription factor activity, RNA polymerase II-specific. Gene Ontology annotation, biological process: regulation of transcription by RNA polymerase II. NCBI's taxonomy places the organism in Eukaryota, Fungi, Ascomycota, Sordariomycetes, Xylariales, Hypoxylaceae. The record is from RefSeq and is a predicted model, not a curated record. The transcript is spliced from 2 exons. Bases 1 to 1959 code for a protein of 652 amino acids.